Molecule: messenger RNA, 1485 nt
Organism: Eremothecium cymbalariae DBVPG#7215
Lineage: Eukaryota; Fungi; Ascomycota; Saccharomycetes; Saccharomycetales; Saccharomycetaceae
Exons: 1
Coding region: 1-1485 (494 amino acids)
Biological process (GO): transmembrane transport
Cellular component (GO): fungal-type vacuole membrane
Molecular function (GO): transmembrane transporter activity
Source: RefSeq, a predicted model, not a curated record
AUGAUUGUUGGAGAGUCUAGUACAACUGAAAGUUCAAAACGAUGGACAUUGUGCAUAAAAUCGAAGUUUACUAAGCUGGGAGCUGUAAAGUCGCCUAAAGUUGUCGAUGUUAGAAUAUCAGACGGGGAGAAAGAUACAAAUGUUGAAGUUGACGGAUUUUCGUACCCUGAAGGAGGGUUGAAGGCUUGGAGUGUGACAGUUGGCGCAAUGCUCGGGGUGUUACCUACAUGGGGGCUUUUCUUCGUCACUGGAACAGUACAGAACCAUAUUUCCAAAAAUCAGUUAGCAAAUAAGUCUAUAUCCUCUGUUUCGUGGAUAUUUUCUAUCUAUGCUUUCCUUGUUUUGAGUUCGGGAAUUUUCAGUGGGUUGUAUUUUGACAAAUGUGGAACAAAGCAGCCUCUGGCGAUAGGUUCAGUGAUUUUUAUUGGCGGGCUUAUUGGGGUUGGGAAUUCCAAAACUAUUGGGCAGUUUAUUCUAUCUUUUAGUGUUGCUGCAGGGAUUGGGUCUGGCAUAAUAACGAGUCCCAUGCUUGGUUGUGUGUGCCACUACUUCUACCGUCGGAGGGGUAUUGCAACGGCACUAGCCAUCAAUGGCGGCAGUGUUGGAGGAGUUAUUUUCCCCAUAAUGUUUGGCUCAUUGUUCGAUAAAGUUGGCUUUGCAUGGUCUUUCAGGAUUAUGAGUUUAAUUGCGGCAUUCUGUCUCACUUUAACCUGGUUCUUAGUGAGAGAAGAUCCUGAAAAGUUGACGGUAACAACAUCCGAACAAGCCGAAUACGUAAAGAACUACCAUCCGCUAAGACGGUCCAUCUUAACUAUGAGAGACGCCUUUGACUACAAAGCUCUGGCUCAAGGCUCGUACUUCUGGGGCACCAUCGCAACCUCAAUGGCUGAGGUCAGCGCCGGUACAACUCUAACCUACAUCGCCUCCUAUUGUACUGCCGUGCACUACAAAGAAUCUGACUCCUUCGCCAUCGUCACAACACUGAAUACCCUCACCAUAUUUGGCGGCUUUAUAUUCAGCUUCGUCGCUGACCGAUGGCUCGGCGCAUACAACGUUAUGAUAAUCGUCAACAUAGGCCUCGCGUUUUCAGGCCUCAUAAUAUGGCUACCUUUCGGCAGCCGUUCAACCUCUAACAUGUACAUAUUCGCAGCAAUAUACGGCUUCUUCUAUGGAUCAAUGCUCAACCUGGCCCCUGUGUGCUGUGGAAAGAUCUCCAAAACCAACGAAUUCGGCAAACGCUACGCUACAAUGUAUGUCCUAGUCGGCCUUUUCUUUCUCCUGGGUAUCCCUAUCUCUGGCGUAAUCCUCCGUGAAGAAUCACUCUCCGCAUACAACAAUCUAAUAAUAUUUGUAUCUUCAAUAAGCGGUACCUCUGCGUUCCUAUUCGCAGUUAGUAAGUAUUACGCCCUCAAAUCCCCUUCCAACUCAGCCCCUGCCUCGUCCUUCCUCAGCGUAAUUUUAACCACCUUAUUUACUGUCUUUUGA